Molecule: messenger RNA, 1055 nt
Organism: Zerene cesonia (dogface butterfly)
Lineage: Eukaryota; Metazoa; Arthropoda; Insecta; Lepidoptera; Pieridae
Gene: Ercc1
Product: DNA excision repair protein ERCC-1
Exons: 5
Coding region: 202-1011 (269 amino acids)
Biological process (GO): nucleotide-excision repair; meiotic mismatch repair; UV-damage excision repair
Cellular component (GO): ERCC4-ERCC1 complex; nucleotide-excision repair factor 1 complex; nucleus
Molecular function (GO): single-stranded DNA binding; damaged DNA binding
Source: RefSeq, a predicted model, not a curated record
CUCUGUAGAUGGCUUGGCUUAAAAGUCUCGUAACCAAGCCAUUUAAUCUUUAAAAAAAAAGAAAUCUGUUAGAUGAUUUAUCAACAAAAAUCAGCCGGUAAAAAUCAGACACACAGUACUUGUAUAUAUAAAAUCAGAUAACAAUUAGUUUCAACGUUUAUAACAUUAAAUAUAGCUACAAAAUAUUAAUAGCUAUGUAAAAUGGAACUAGAAGAUGGUUUUGAUGACUUGCUCGCCGAAAUAACUGAACCUACUUCGCCGAAGAAAGUUAAGCAAGAUCCUGAUAUCCAACCAGGAACAUCAAAAGAAGGCAACAAAUCAUCAGCCUCUAAAAGUCACUGUGUCUUAGUCAAUCAGAAACAGAGAGGUAAUCCAUUACUGAAGUUUAUAUUGAGUGUACCAUGGGAAUAUGAUGAUGUUAUUCCUGAUUAUGAGAUUGGUAAAACUAUAUGUGUAUUAUUUUUAUCAGUACGGUAUCAUAACUUGAAUCCAGAUUAUAUAAAUAACAGAUUAAAGGAACUUGGAAAGAAAUAUGAACUAAGGGUGCUUUUAGUGCAGGUUGAUCUUAAAGAUCCUCAUGCUGCAUUAAAAAACCUAACAAGAAUUUGUUUGCUAACUGACCUAACUUUGAUGUUGGCCUGGAGCCCUGAAGAAGCAGCCAAAAUAAUUGAGAAUUACAAAAUAUAUGAAAAUAAACCACCAGAUACGAUUAUGGAAAGAGUUGAGAAUGAUCCACAUCAAAAAAUAGUAAAUGCUUUGUCAUCAAUAAAACCAGUUAAUAAAACAGAUGCUAUGACACUGAUAAGUACAUUUGGAACUUUGGAAAAUAUAAUCAAAGCAACAGAGAGGAGAUUAGCAGACUGCCCUGGGUUUGGUGCGACUAAAGCAAAAAAGCUGUAUAAAGCUUUGCAUGAGCCGUUUUUGAAGAGUAGCCAUAAUAAACCAGAUGUAUUUGCGGGAGAUAUCAGUAUAGAAGAUGUUGAAAAUGCUGAAAAUAAUGUAGAUAGCUAAGAAAUAGAAUAGUUUUUUAAUUAUGAAAUAUAUAUUAUUUAUUC